Messenger RNA from Menidia menidia (Atlantic silverside), 1230 nucleotides. The record is from the annotation of a GenBank genome assembly. NCBI's taxonomy places the organism in Eukaryota, Metazoa, Chordata, Actinopteri, Atheriniformes, Atherinopsidae.
CUGGCCGUGAUGGCCGUGUUCUACCUGAUGAUCCUGGGCACCGGCAUCUGGGCCUCCAUGCGCUCCCGGAAGGAGGAGAAAAAGUGCUCGGGAGACGGGAUGGAGAUCACCCUCCUGGCCGGACGCAACAUUAACCAGCUAGUCGGGAUCUUCACGCUGACCGGUGAGGAAAUGGGGCGCCGCUCCGGGCCGUCUGAGCUGUCGGUGAAGCUGAACCGGCAGCUGGAGCGGUGUCUGAGGAACUCCAAGUGCAUCGACACCGAGUCGCUCUGCGUGGUCUCCGGGGAGAAGGUGUGGCAGAUCCGGGUGGACGUCCACACGCUGAACGACGACGGGAACCUGAUGGACGCGGCCAGCGCCGCCGCCGUGGCCGCGCUCUGCCACUUCCGCCGCCCCGACGUGGCCAUCCAGGGGGACCAGGUCACCGUGUACGGCCCAGAGGAGCGGGACCCGAUCCCGCUGAGCAUCUACCACAUGCCCGUCAGCACCAGCUUCGCCUUCUUCCAGCAGGGCACCUACCUCCUGGUGGACCCCUGCGAGCGGGAGGAGCGCGUGAUGGACGGCCUGCUGAUGAUCGCCAUGAACAAGCACCGGGAAAUCUGCUCCAUCCAGUCCAGCGGAGGCAUCAUGCUGCUCAAAGAGCAGGUCCUGCGGUGCAGUAAAAUAGCCAGCGUGAAGGUGUCGGAGAUCACGGAGCUCAUCAGCAAAGCUCUGACCAACGACCGGGAGGCCAGGAAGGCGGGCGGCCGGUGGGGCUUCGCCGAGUCGCUGCCGCUCCAGCGAAUCACGGCGCUGAAAGCGGAGGAGACGGCGGUGGAGACGGCGGACGCGAGCGAGGCGGCGAGGGAGGUGGUGGAAAAAACCGCGGCGCCGCCGGCGUCCCCCGGCGUGCCGUCGCCGGUGGUUCCGGUUCCCGGCGUGGGACAGGUGGGACAGGGCCUGCCCAACACCUGGGGCCUGGAGGAGGAGGAGGAGGAGGAGGAGGAAGAGGAGGAAGAGGAUCAGGGGACAGGUGGUGACGGAGGAGAGGACGUGGACGAAGAAAUGGAGAUGGAGGAGCAACAGCCUGAAAAAAAGGAGCCCAAAAAAGUGGAUGUAAUUGAGAUAUCAGACAGUGAGGAAGAGGAGGUGGUCAUUCUUCAUCCGGAAACCACAGAGAAAGCAAAAAACACGGGGUCACGGUCCCACCACAAGAGGGCAGCGACAGCCAAGAAAAGCCAGAAAAAAUGA